GGAGCUUAUAACAGGGUUUGGGGCGGGGGAAAUGAUAAAGCAGUCCAUAGUUCUUUCUCUAAAUGACCUCUUCAUGUUCUGCACCUGAGCAGCACUCAUAUCCUCCCUGAACAACUCAAUGUUUCUCUACCCUGUGUGGUGAAAUUGAAAUGUGCAUUUUGUUUYUUGCAUCACACUUGACCUCUGUCUUGUUGCAGCCUUAAAAUGCAAYGCAGGAACUUCUGCCUCACAGGCUGAAAUGUUUUUUUUAAACUUUACUUCCUCUUCUGACACAAUUUACAGCCACAACAAAAAAACCUUUCAGUUUCAGUGAUAGAUUUGGUCGUCCCAGCACGCUUCACAGAAAUGGACAGCRGCGUUCAAGGAGGUAAAGCUUAUGGCGUUCUGAAAUCUCAACAGGAGGAGAAACUCAGCUCUAUCAAUGAGGCUUUUCUCACUGAUCCAAAGUAUGCAGAAGAGGAAGAUCUGGCUGCAAAACUUGAAAUGUUUAAAAAGAAAUACAUGGAGUUUGAUCUUAAUGACAAAGGGGAAAUAGAUAUGAUGGGACUGAARCGUAUGCUGGAGAAACUCGGCUUGSCCAAAACCCACUUAGAGCUGAAGAAGAUGAUGUCAGAGGUGGCUGGAAGUGCAUCGAGUGACACCAUCAGCUACCAUGACUUCCUGAAUAUGAUGCUGGGGAAACGAAAUGCAAUUCUAAAGCUGAUCUUGAUGUUUGAAGGAAUGGGAAAGGAGCAGGAGCAGAAGAGUGCUGGACCACCUACUCGCAAAACUUUUUCAGACCUCCCCUGAAGCUGCCAUCUUUAUUUAAAUAAAAUUGACAAACUGCUGCUGCUUAAUAACCUGAUUUAUAAAUUACCCAAUGCAUUAACAAAAUAGUACAUAAAAACAAACACUGAUUAAAAAUAUGUUUUUUUUUACAAAAUGAUGAAAUUGAAACUUUUCUUUUUACACUGCCUAAAACAUCAACAUACUCUAUGUACUUUGAUGAAAGUAUGUUUUAUUCUUUUUAUUACUGAUUGUUACUGAUUAUUGUUAAACCAUUGUCAUUGUUAAGUGRUUACUGAGGUCUGAUGAAAGUGGGGUCAUAAAGUAGCAAAAGAAAGAUGUUGUCUUGUUUCAUACAGUCUGUCAUUUCAGAACAAACAUAAUCAUGUUACUGUAAACAUGUCUGAUAUACUUUUAUUAAAAAAUAGGCAAACUGUUUUUA
Messenger RNA from Austrofundulus limnaeus, 1207 nucleotides. Its product is annotated as allograft inflammatory factor 1-like. Lineage: Eukaryota; Metazoa; Chordata; Actinopteri; Cyprinodontiformes; Rivulidae. Gene Ontology annotation, biological process: ruffle assembly; actin filament bundle assembly. Gene Ontology annotation, cellular component: actin filament; ruffle membrane. The transcript has 6 exons. The record is from RefSeq and is a predicted model, not a curated record. Bases 346 to 789 code for a protein of 147 amino acids. Gene Ontology annotation, molecular function: calcium ion binding; actin filament binding.